CAGCUGUCAAUCACAGACUUUUCUUUAACCUAUACGUCUGAUUGUGGAGCUUCAUUUUUUCAUAAUCCACAGGGGAAUAACCUACAUUGUAAAUGUCAAAAUAUUGAAAAGUUAUAUUAAAAGUUCCUUCUAGAAUAAAACCAGAGCAUAGCAAUCAGUGAAUGUGUGCAGUGGGAUCAGAGUGACAGAUGUAGGUAACCUCGUCAGUCACUGCCAGCACCUUAUCCCUUUAUCCUCUUCAGUGGAUUCUCUUGAGGGAGCAGCUGCGGUGUGUGGAAUGGCCUGGCUGGAACAGACGAGGAUUAAGGGGUCUUAACUAGGACCUGACUCCAUUACAGGAGGUGUGCUAGUCAGGAGGAGAAAUACACCAGGGAGUGGAGACUGGGAAGUGACAGGGAGAAAGGAUGAGUGGUGGUGGACGGGCAAGCUCAGGACAGAUCCUGGUUCUCUCAUGGCUGGUUGUUGUUCCUUCUCUGUCCCAGGUUCGCCACUCUCUGCCAGUCUUGUGGAUCAUGCCACUGACAGACAACCCAGGGCGGGGAAACCUUACGGCGUCCGUGUUGCCGGCUGUCCAGCUCGCUCUAGACGACCUGAGCAGGCAGCAGACUCCUCUAAGAAACUAUGAGAUCAAUUUUCACGUCAUAGAUUCAGAGUGUAAUAUUGCCAAAGGACUUAAAGCCUACUUUGAUGCCAUAUGCUUUGGGCCAAAAUACUUAAUGAUCUUUGGAGGUGUGUGUCCAUCAGUCACAUCCGUCAUUGCUGAAUCACUACAGGCGUGGAACCUGGUACAGCUUUCUUUCACUGCAACAACGCCUGUUUUAGAUGAUGAGAAAAAAUAUCCCAACUUCUUCCGAAUGGUCACCUCGGACAACACAGUCAAUCAGGCUGUUGUGAAGAUCCUACAGAACUACAAGUGGAGACGUGUAGGGACGCUGACCCAGGAUGUACAGAGGAUCUCAGAGAUAAGGAGAGAUCUGACUAAACAACUGAGCAAGGCUGAUGUUAUGGUUGCUGUAACUGAAAGCCUGUCCACUGACCCAUGUAUCAAUGUAAAGAAAUUGAAGGAUAUGGAUGUAACGAUCAUUAUUGGGUUGUUUGACGAGAAUUCAGCCUCCAAAGUCUUUUGCUGUGCUUACAGCCUGAACAUGUUUGGCGGGAGGUAUCAGUGGAUCCUCCCUGGCGGUUACCAGGGGAGCUGGUGGGAGGAGGCCAACUCCUCCAACUGUGCUUCAAACAACCUGCUGACCGCAAUGGAAGGCUACAUCACUGUGGACUUCACACACCUCAGUAACAGACAGAUAAAAGGCAUCUCAGGAAGGACCCCAGAAGAGUAUGACGAGACUUACAACAGAGAGCUGCUGCAGAGAGGGUUGGUUGCCAGCAAGUUCCAUGGGUUUGCCUAUGAUGGAGUUUGGGUGAUGGUGAAAGCAUUGACCAGGGUCAUUGAGUCUGUUCGUCACAGAGAGAGAUAUGACAUCCACCGGAACUUCACAGUCAGCAGCAAGGAGAUUGGACAAAUGGUCCUGGAUUCCAUGAAGGAGAUUUGCUUUGAGGGUGUAACUGGUCAAGUUAUGUUUAGAAAUGGGGAACGCAUGGGAACUAUUAAAUUAAGCCAAUUUCAAGAGGGCCGGGAGGUGAAGAUAGGCCAGUAUAAUGCUGAAGCAGAAGAAUUAGAACUCAACCACUUAAUCAAGUUUCAAGGCAUGCAGCCGCCUAAAGACCGGGCACACUCCCAGCGGUGGGAUGUCAGUGUUCCCCUCUACAUCAUCUUGUUAUCCACCACUGGCCUGGCCAUGCUCAUGGCACUCUUCUUCCUCUUCUUCCACAUCAAGCAUCACAACCAUUGGGUCAUGAAGAAGUCCAGUCCGUCCAUGAACUACCUCAUUAUCCUGGGUACGAUGCUGGCCUGUACCUCCGUCUUCCUCUAUGGGCUGGAUGGAUCCCUUGUGACUGACAAAGUGUUUGUUACGCUUUGCCCUAUUCGCACAUAUAUUCUUUCUGUAGGAUACACCACAACCUUUGGGGCAUUGUUUGCGAAAACUUGGAGGGUCUGGACAAUUGUCAAAAAUAAGGAGAUAAUUGAAAAGAUUAUUAAGGAUGACCAACUAUGGAUAAUUGUCGGGGGAAUGCUGCUAAUCGAUCUGUGUCUGUUAACCUGCUGGCAGAUGGUGGAUCCACUCAGACGAACAGUGGAAGAGUUCAGCCAAGAGACUGCUCCUGGUGGUGAAGAUGUUAAUACAAGGCACUUCCUGGAGCACUGUGAAAGUACAAACCUGACUAAAUGGCUCGCCAUUGUAUAUGGCUACAAAGGGCUUCUAAUGUUUCUUGGAUGUUUCCUGGCCUUGAGAACAAGGCAUGCACAUAUCCAUCUCCUCGAUGACAGCAAGUACACAAGGCUGAGCAUGUACCACGUGACCGUCAUGUCUAUCAUUGGAGCAUCAGGGUGCUUCCUGACCCAGUAUAACCCUAAUGUGCAGCUCUUCAUCAUGGCUUUGGUGGUGAUCUCCUGCUGUACCUGCACUCUGUGUCUGGUGUUCCUGCCCAAGGUGUCACCUGCCUCAUCUCUGAAACCUCCUCUUGUAUACAUGUUGAGCUCUCAUCAAAUAUCUCAUUUAUCUCAAUGUUCUCGUUUUACUUCCGUUUCUCAAUGUAUAUUGUUUACAAAUUGGUGUAUAUGCUAGAUGAUGUUGGAUGUAAACACUCGUCUUGAAAAAUAUAAUUGAAUGCUUCUGUCUUGUAUCCUAGCUUGUAAAAAUCCGAGACAAUCCCAACCAAGUGGAUCCAACUAGCUGGUUACAAUGUGAUCUUCACAAGGAGGAUUCGGAGACCUCCAGUUCCUCUAGCAGUCUCAAUCAGGGCAGAUCUCUUGAAAGCCUGCAGACUGAAAACCAGCAGCUCCGGAGGAGAAUCACAGAGAUGGUGGAACUUUGGGAAUGAACAUAGAAAUGGUCUUUGCAGAUUGGUGACCAGUUGGAGGAUGUCGCCAUGCAAGUACUAGAGAAAGAGCUGAGUCCUCCCAGUCCACAGGGCCAUGAAGUGAGACUGAGAGCCCAGGUGUGCUCUGAGGAUGUGCCCAGGAUGAACAGGGAACUCUUUGAUGACAUCAACUCACCUGAACACGUCCAACGAAGAUGGUCCGUGCAGCUGCCAAUUCUUCACCAUGCCUACAUGCCAGCCAUUGGGGGAAUGAGUGCCAGCUGUUCCAGCCUUCUGAAAAGUCCCGAUGUCCCCAGUGCCCAACAGAGACAUAUGCCACCAUCGCAUCGGGUCAUGGUCACCGGGCUGUGACUGUAUUUCCCUCUACAAUGAGUGACAAUACACUGGAAAAGUUACAAUAUUCAUUGAACUGCCUCUGGUUCCACUGGCAGCUGGAAGUCAAAUGACCUUCCUUUACUUGGACUGCCAUCGCAUCAUUCACAUCUGAAGUCAUGUUCACAUCCAGACAAGUUCUACAUACAAUGUGGUGCUGACAAAAGUUGUGUGGUAAAUUACAAUGGCUGCUUUCUUUAUGGAUUUUUAGUAGAUUGAUUGCAGUGCAACUCAUAGAAGUGGUCUCCUCAUGGAAAAACAAAAAAUGUUGGCCGUUCCCCCUGUUUCCCAACAUGGGAGUAUCUUGUAUUGCAGCAGGAUACUGGCAGUGACUGUAUUUGCACUCUUGGUAACUGCUCUGUGCUGUGGUACUGCUCUCUGGUACUGCUCUGUCAUGUUGUCACUCUGGGAAUUUCCUGGUUUGCUAAAGCCCAGGAAUGAACUUUAAACUGUUCCAAGGCAGAAGUUAACCCUUUACAGCAGUCAAAUAAAUAAUUGAUUGUCUUUCCAAACAUUGCCUGUGUCCUGGAGAAAACAACAUCUUGGCUAUGUCUAGGCAAAUUCAAGUUUGUUAUCAGUCUUUCAAAGAUGAAGAAUAAUUGGAUGAGAGUAUAACCUAUAAAUGUGCAUAUUUGUAAAACAAUAAAUAUCUAUAUAAAAAAAGGGGUCCAACUAUUUUGCAAAAUCCACUGUUGUGGCCAGACAGUACUUUCUAUUUGAACAGGAUGUGCUGCGAUAACAAAUAAGGGAGGAGUGUCUCAAUUUGGGGUUUAUAAAAAGGUAAAUCUAUCUCACUGCAGAAAGUGUAUUAGGUAUCCACAACAACAUCCUUGGGAAAAGGAUCCUGCCAUGUUCUCCAUCAGAACCGCAUUCAUCCUGCCAGCUCUUCUGGCCCUUUUGGUUGUAAAUGUGGAAUCCUCUUUCAGUGGUGGUGGUGGAGGAUCCUACAAUUAUGACAUAUCUAAAAUGUCUGACCUGAGGAAGCUGUACAACUCCAAGGUGUAUGAAGCAGACAGAAUGAGGAGACCCCUUGAAGGCAUGUCCUUUCAGGUGGGGGUUCUCAGCCACUCAGGAGUCAGAGUGACUUUGGCUGAUGGCUCCCAGUGGCUUGUCCAUAAAGGGGAUGGAUUUGGCAUCAGCUCUCAGACUGUAGUGGUGGCUGCACGCCACAUGGGUCGAGACUGGAAG
Molecule: messenger RNA, 4497 nt
Organism: Oncorhynchus kisutch (coho salmon)
Lineage: Eukaryota; Metazoa; Chordata; Actinopteri; Salmoniformes; Salmonidae
Product: gamma-aminobutyric acid type B receptor subunit 2
Exons: 19
Coding region: 405-2681 (758 amino acids)
Biological process (GO): gamma-aminobutyric acid signaling pathway; G protein-coupled receptor signaling pathway
Cellular component (GO): membrane; G protein-coupled receptor heterodimeric complex
Molecular function (GO): G protein-coupled GABA receptor activity
Source: RefSeq, a predicted model, not a curated record